CACGACGACGCGUGCCUUGACUUAUAAUGUCAAUAAUAAUAGAUGAAUGAGACGAACUAUAUUAGGUAUAAAAAGUAUUAUAAGGCCUUCUUCGUGCUUUUUCUAGUACAAACUUUUUAUUAAAUUGACAUCACAAAAAAUAACAAUUUAUUGACAAUUACUGGAACGUCAUUUUUUAUACACAUCGCUUUAUCGCUUUCUUGGCGAUUAAUUUUAGUUAUAAUUUCGUAAAAAAUGUUUUAUAUUGUAUAUUGUUAGAACUUCAGCAUUCAAUUGAAUAGCAGCGAUGUCGAUCUUCAGAUAUAUUUUCAGAACUGCAGCUUCGAAUCCGAUCGAGGCACGAUUUAAUGUUAUCACCAGAUACCAUUGCCUGAUUUACUUUGUAGUAUUUUUAAGCAAAAUCCCAGCAAUAUGGCAUAUACUCAACCUGAUGAUCUUAAAUCCUCCUAUAACGUACACAUGUGGUGGAGGCGGCGGUGGUACUGAUCGACUACGACUUGUGAGCAAGGAAGAGUGUCCAUGCACCAGCCCUACGUGGGACAGGAGCGUGUUCUCGGAGACUGUACAGACUAAAUUUGGGUUAAUAUGUGAUAGAAAAAAAGAAAUCAGCUUAUCGGAAACAUGUGCAUAUGGUGGAAUGUUAGUCGGAGCUUUCUUAUUUGGAUUAUUAUCUGACAGAUUUGGUCGACUAAUUAUGUUCAGCAUAAGCUUCGUUCUCACCGGAAUCGCUGGAGUUGCUGUCAGCCAGUCACCAAACAUGAAAGCAUUCUACGCCUUCAGGUUCUUCGAAGGCCUCGGUGCCGGUGGAACCAUCGUCACCAGCUUCGUACUGUUAAUCGAAUACACUGGAAUGAAAUAUCGAGAAACUGUCACAGCGGUGUACCACUUGCCUGUUAAUUUAAGUCAUCUGUUACUAGCUGGAGUAUCGUAUGGACUGAGAAACGCUUUUGACUUUCAGCUAGCGGUUUCUGUUCCCAUGUUCUUGUUCGGAUUUGCUGUUUUCUUUUUAAACGAAUCUCCGUUGUGGCUUCUAACUAGAAAGUACAAAUCACGAACUGUGAAGGCGAUGCAGUCGAUUGCGAAGUUUAAUAAGAAGCCAGAUACAGCUAUCAGCGGAGAUAUAGAUGCAUACUACUACAGUACCCAAGGCGCUCAGCAAGAGAAAAUUCAACUCUACCACAUAUUCAAAUAUAGAAGACAUACCCUCAACCUUUUUAUCAUGGCUUACAUGUACCUCGUUUGCGGCAUGGGAUACUACGGUGUUUCACAGUAUAUAUCCAAGAUGAGUGGUAAAAUCCAUGUGAAUAUAGCAAUUUCUGCUAUCCUUGUGAUGCCAGGUACUCUUUUGAGUGUGUACCUGCUCAACAAAAUUGGAAGGAAACCUUUUCUUUUUUCUACUAAUUUAUUGGCUGGCGCAUUUAUGUUAAUUACUGUUAUAGUGCCUAGUAACUGUGAUCCAACAUGGCCAAGAGUGCUCUUUGCAUGCAUUUCAAAUUGUUUCUUUUUCAUGUCAUUUAUAGUGGUGUUCCUUUACGGGGUGGAGCUAUUCCCGACUCAGAUUCGUAAUUCGGCGCUUGGUGUUUUGUCUGUACUGUCCAGGGCCGGUAUGAUGAUUGCUCCGCAGAUCAAUAUUCUGAAUCCGAUUGUUGCGGGUUAUGUGUUCGCGGUACUGGCUCUUUUGGGCAGCCUCUUGGUUAUUUGUUUACCUGAGACAAAGAACAAGGAGCUGCCGUCAACUUUGAAAGAUCAAGAGCGUAGGUAGCCAUCAGACAAAACAUUUUUUUUAAUGUUGCGUUCAUGAUUUAGACUUAUUUGGGGGUUACUUAGCGAAGAUUUCAUCAUUUCCUCAUGGAUGCGUAGUAGGAUCUGGGAUUCGGUGGGAUUAACCAUAAUAAACGCGAUUUAAUUUCAUUUAUUGGCCUUUAAAAUUUCGUCCUAAAAGUCAUUAAAUAUCAAGAAAUUCAACAAACACUUAUGCUGAAUAUAAUGCUAUUCAAAUGAUUCACAAGCAGACAGAACUUUUCGCAGCAAAAACAAGUGUUCAGAAAAUAAAACAACGAUUGAAUUGUUACAAAUCACAAAUCAAUUACAAAUCGGCACAUAAUUUUUACGUACACCUAUUUGGAACCUAAAUAUUAUAAAAACGGAAACUGUAGUAGGUUAGUGCCAAAAUAUAAGAAAACUAAUUUAAUGGAUUUGCGCUGACUUCCAGUGCAAUAUUCGUAUAUCUAAAUCCAACUGUGUAUGUUUUCUGGGCGCAAAUCUUGACCUGUAAUCGGUGGAAUAUGCAAAUUGACAAAGUUAAUAGGAAAUUGGCUAGCACAUGCUAUGCGUUAAAAAUUUUAUCUAGUAGCAAUAAGUUGAACAAAGAUUUAAGUGGUUAUGAUUUGUGAUGAUAUGAAACUAUUUGACAUGUAAGUGAAAUAACAUUUAAGUGAAAUACUUUGCUAAUGUAUUAAAUUAACUCGACAUUUUUCAAUUUACAUUAAAAUGGUAUGCUAUAUUUUUUGUUUGUUUUAUUUGUGUUAUUUGAUCUAUUUUUAUUUUUGUGAUCUAUUAUAAGUGAAUUAAACUGUAUUUGCAUGACUGCAACUGUGCUCACCUAUAGCAAAUCUAAUAUAUUGAUUUGGUUUGAUUUGAUUUGAUUGAAAGAAGAUAAUUAUCAGACGUGUUCUGUAUUUCGCAGUAGGUAGCUAUAUUCUUUAACCAUCUUAAAAAUAUCUACCUUAAGAUAACAUCAAUAACAGAUAUGUCGAUAUUUCAUUUUGCCAAUCACUUUUUUAACACGAGAAGUUUUGUCUGUUAAAAAGUUUUAACAGUAAACAAUAUAAAUUCACUACAAAUUUGCCUUAAAAAUCAAUCUCGAUGUCAGUAUUACACCGGUUUUCGAGUUUUUCAAGGUUAUAAGUACGGCCCAAUUCGAACUUUAAGAUAUAUCAAAUAUUAGGUCUAGAUACGAUAUGGAUCGGAUAUCAGUGUCAAAAGUGACGUUUUGGUUUGAAGAAAAUACCAAAAAACAUGUGUAUAUUAUAUUAUUAUUAAUAAAAAUGUCUAAUUCUGAUUGUAAUUCAUCAAAGAAUCAUCUUUUAUAGAGUUCCCGUACCUACGCAUUUGCUAAACAAGCAAAGCUAAUUGUGUAUUUUCUUUGAGGACCCCUUAGAGCAUAAUAAUAUAAUGUAAUUCUAGAUAAUUUUGUGUAUGAUAUUUAAACUACAGUUAAGUAAUUUUUUUUUCUUUAUAGUAUUAUUUGCGAGGUUUUUUAUUGUUGAGGUUUAUAUCUAAGUAUUAUUGUUUUCCUUUAAUUAAUUUCGACAUUGUAAUCAUUAUACCUAAAUCAUUUCUUGUUUUUAAUAUUUUUUGGAAUAGCUUAUUUUCACUGUUUGUACAACUUUAUAAUGACACGGGCAAGGGCAGCAUCCGUUCUGUGUAGUAACCCUUAAAAGUGUCAAAAGGGCAUCUACGUGUUAGCUUCGCCUCCGCGCAGCCUCCCAAAUGUCCGGAACACCAUCGUUCCGUGAUGGGUAAAACAUACAAAUAAGAGAACAUCAUCCGCGAGCAUUUAAUUAUGCAUGUUGUGUCCAGUAUUUCAGGCAAAACAUUAGCUCUAACAUAUUUGUUUUGCAGUAUUGUACAGUCGCCAUCAGAUAUAUUAGAGCGGCCAAGGUGUUCAUAAAUAUCUGAACCGGUCUCUAGUCAAGGCGUUAGAGUGCAUAUUCAGUUAUUUUUAAGUACCUCGGCCGCUUCGAUAUACUUAUGGCGAAUGUACAUACCUAUUUUAAUUUAUUUUCUGUCUAUGUCUGUAUAUCUUUCAAUAAAGUAUUAAUAUUUGAGAAAA
Messenger RNA from Cydia pomonella (codling moth), 3835 nucleotides. RefSeq names its product solute carrier family 22 member 3-like. Gene Ontology annotation, cellular component: membrane. Lineage: Eukaryota; Metazoa; Arthropoda; Insecta; Lepidoptera; Tortricidae. The record is from RefSeq and is a predicted model, not a curated record. The coding region runs from base 287 to 1762 and encodes 491 amino acids. Gene Ontology annotation, biological process: transmembrane transport. The transcript is spliced from 3 exons. Gene Ontology annotation, molecular function: transmembrane transporter activity.